AAACAAUCCUAGAAGGAUCUCUCCCCUUUGCCAUCUCCUACAACAGAAGAAACUUGGAAAUAUCACAAAAAGAAAUUCUCAAGAAUAAGCUUUUCAACUUUUUUCUCAUCCAAUCCAUUUUUCUCAUUGGGGAGUUCGAUUUGCGCAUGACAGAGAAGACCGGGACAAGGAGUUGCCAUUCCCCACCCUUGGGGCAAUCUCCAGGUUGCGACCGUCAAAGAGACUUUGCAACAUGAAACCGUCCAACGAAUAUCUCCCUCUGACGUUUCUCCUAGUUCUCUUUGACAGCCCUAUCUCUGCAGCCUGGAGUUCCAUCCUGCCCAACUCCAUCCAAGCCUUAAAAGGAUCCUGUGUGGUCAUCCCGUGUUCCUUCACUGUCCCAGAUUCAUGGGAUUCUCAGGACAUCAGUGUGGCUUGGUACCAGUAUCAUUUCUGGAACUACCCUAAAAUCUACAACAGCAAAACGCUAAUUGAUGUCCUUCCAGCCUACCAGGGACGAACGGAAGUGGUGGGAAAUCUGCAAAAGGGCAACUGUACUCUCAGCAUCAAUCCAGUAGAGAUGGAGGAUGCCAUGAAAUAUUAUGUCUGGAUCAACCCUGACUUGGUCAAUCAUCCCUUUUAUGAUGUCACUGUCAAGGUAGACGUAACAG
Thamnophis sirtalis is the source of this 650-nucleotide messenger RNA. The record is from RefSeq and is a predicted model, not a curated record. NCBI's taxonomy places the organism in Eukaryota, Metazoa, Chordata, Lepidosauria, Squamata, Natricidae.